Homarus americanus (American lobster) is the source of this 2218-nucleotide messenger RNA. RefSeq names its product eEF1A lysine and N-terminal methyltransferase-like. The coding region runs from base 100 to 2112 and encodes 670 amino acids. The record is from RefSeq and is a predicted model, not a curated record. NCBI's taxonomy places the organism in Eukaryota, Metazoa, Arthropoda, Malacostraca, Decapoda, Nephropidae. Gene Ontology annotation, molecular function: S-adenosylmethionine-dependent methyltransferase activity. The transcript is spliced from 13 exons.
UGAAGUAAGGUUUGUGGCAACAGUGACUCGGUGAUGUAAACACACAUGAGUGGCCUUUAAACUGUCUCCCUCGUUAACCUUAUAAACUACUGUAGCAGAAUGAGUUUAAUACCAAAGAAUGUCCAGGAGUUUAGUUCCAAGCAGUACUGGAAUACUUUCUUCUCUAAAAGAGGUGAUAAAGUAUUCGAAUGGUAUGGGGAGUAUCCAGAGUUGUGUGGAAUACUUCACAAGUACAUCCGGACUAAAGAUAAGAUUCUUGUGCCGGGUUGUGGCAGCUCAACUAUUAGUGCUGACUUAUGCAAAGUUGGAUACAAGUUUAUUACAAAUGUGGACAACAGUGAGAUUGUUAUCAAGCAGAUGCAAGAGAAAUAUUCCUCAGGCUUGCCAGAUAUGAAGUGGCUGCAGAUGGACAUUACUUCAUUGUCGUUUGAGAAUGAAGAAUUUACGUGUGUACUGGACAAAGCCACACUUGAUGCCCUUAUGACAGAUGGUUCCUCUGAAGUCGUGUCUUUUGUCAACAAAUACUUUGCUGAGGUGAGCAGAGUGCUGCGAGUGGGCGGACGUUUUGUGUGUGUUUCUCUCCUCCAGGAGCACAUUCUUCAGCAUGUUCUCAACUGGUUUCCUCGUAAUGGCUGGAUGUUGAGGAUUUGUAGGUGUGAAGAUGCUGAGAAGUCACAGUCAGACUCUGGCAACUUCUCCUUCCCGGUGUUUGUUGUUGUUUGUACCAAGUUCAAGCAGAUGCCUAACACGACACCAGUUAUUGAGCUUCAGCUUGACACAGAGACUGUUCAGAGAGCAGAUAGUGCUGAGCGAGCAGUGCAGAGCGUUCGUGAACUCCAGCAAUAUGCUCUACUCCGUCAUACACUACAUUCACAGCGCAUUGCUGGUGAGGACACAUCAGUGCAUCUGUGUGACCCAAAAACUGGCCAAACAAGAUACAUUCUUCACAUAGUUGACUCAGUAAAGAAGUCCAACACCAUCAAAUUUGCAGUGUUUAUUGUCCCUCAUGGAAGAGAACAUGAGUGGAUGUUUGGGAGUGCCAAAGGAAGGGAGAAGCUGGCAGAGAGCGCUGCAGCAUCACGCCUUAUUGUGGUGCACCUUAUGAGGGACCAGAGCUAUCACAACCUCCAGGCAAUACAAGAUGAACUGUCCAGCAAAGUUAUGGAAUUAGCUCCUUCUAGAUUACCAUCACACACUAAGGUGCCCUUUUUAUCUGUGGGUGAAGACCUUGGCUCGAGGAAGGAGAUCACUCGUGGCCACAGUCAAUACUCCGGUGAUUACAUUGUGGAGGACGUCCAGACUCCCGGAGCUCCUAAACUUAGACGACUCAUAUUCCUGGACAACCAGAAUGUUGUGCAGUCUGAAGCCAAGUUGAAAACAGUUCGAGAAAAGAAGAAAAAAGGCGGAAUAAAGGAGAGAGUGACCAUAGACUACUCCUUCCUGUCGUGUCAGCAUCACCUGGCCAUGGUGGCUGGGUUAGGUCUUACACCUCCUGUGUCAGAUCUCCUCCUAAUAGGUCUUGGAGGUGGACCUUUAGCAGCAUAUAUUCACAAGUACUUCCAAAAGGUGAAGGUGACAGCUGUUGACCUUGACCCAGCCAUGGUGAAUGUUGCCGAAGAAUGGUUUGGCUUCUUGCCUGAUUCAAGACUCAAGGUGGAUAUUGGUGAUGGUGUUGAGUACAUCCAUAAAGUAGCAGAAUCUGGAAACAAAUUUAAUGUGAUCAUGUUCGAUGUAGACUCCAAGGAUUCAAGUUUGGGUAUGAGCUGCCCUCCCCAGGCAUUUGUUGAGAGAAGUUUCUUACAAGUGGUGACAUCCUGUCUCAAGGAAAGAGGUUUGUUAAUUGUGAACCUGGUGUGCCGAGACCAGCAGCUGAAGGCCAGUGUGGUGGAGGACGUGAAGAUGGUGUUCCCUGUUGUUCUCUGUCAGCAGAUUCCUGAAGAAGUAAACUGUGUCCUCUUCUGUUACUUGGCUGGUCAAAAAAAUCCAGAAAACCACAAAGUGAAAUUUGAGAAGAGUCUCCAUACUGUUAACGAAUCUCUCAGGCAACAACAGAAGACCAGUGAAGACAUUUUUGACUUUAAGGAAAUUGCAGAGAACUUGAGUAUUUUAUAAAAGCUAAGUUAUAUACUAAAGAGAUCUGUUGGUACUGGUGAAUACUUUCUAUAUUGUUGUAGACGUUCUUGAGAGAGAAUAUGUUAAUAGAGUCUGUGAUUCUUUA